Messenger RNA from Colias croceus (clouded yellow), 714 nucleotides. RefSeq lists its product as uncharacterized. Lineage: Eukaryota; Metazoa; Arthropoda; Insecta; Lepidoptera; Pieridae. The transcript is spliced from 4 exons. The coding region runs from base 3 to 623 and encodes 206 amino acids. The record is from RefSeq and is a predicted model, not a curated record.
UCAUGAUGAGAAAUAACAUAUUUCUCUUUUUAAUGAUUUACCUUCCGAAAACAUGGGCAGCAGUGCCGGGCACGUUCUUUUGGCGACCUCGCCUGGGGCUCGACCUGUCCAUCCCCACUACAGAGGUGAACUUGAGACUUCGCCCCCCAACGAAGGAGUUCAUCCAGGACGGCACGGUGGUGCUGUUCGACGGCUACGAGGUGGGCAUGACGGUGGUGGGGCUCGCGGCCGGCGUGUCGGGGGCGAAGCCCUACCCGCACCUCAACCCACUCUCCGCUUAUUUCUACACGAAUGCUUAUCGAUGGGGCCUCAGACAUCUCAGUCUCCUCCCGUUCUGGAUCGGCGGCAACGGCGGCAGCUACUGCGAUACGCACAAGGUGUGGAAGCGGCGCUUCUACUACAUGGACGAGUUCGUGCCAGAGUGGCUGCGCAAGAUGUUCCCGUACGUGGACAAGAGCGAGUGGAGGAAGGAGGAGAGGGAGUUCCGCCGCUUCAAGAAGUACGCCGAGCCAGCCUUCGGCAAGCACUACCGCUUCCCCUCCAAGGUGUUCAACGACUUCAAGUCGCAGGAGACCAGGGAGACGGACGAACAACUCGACUCGUUUAGUUCUAUAUCGGCAUGAAUAAUAUAUGCGUAUUGCUACACGUUAGGUAUUCGUAUUUAAUUUAGUCAGUAACAAAUUGUAUGCAAAAAAAUAAAUACCAAACCUUGUA